AUGAACAGUGUAGUCGGGUUCACGUUGUCACUCUUCUUUGCUCUGUGUUACGCGGACGACUAUGGCGACAAAGAGGCAAAAGUGAGGUUUUACUUGAGUACCUUUGAUAAAUAUGAAGAGCUGCCUCUACAUCAAUCUCAUGAAAUCAUAAAUUCAUCGUGGUAUAAUAAAAGCCGCAAUACAGUUAUUUUUUGUCACGGUUUUACAGGUUUCCCUACUGGUCCAGCCGUGGAAGCCGUAAUAAAGGCAUAUUUGGAACAAGGCGAAAAUAACGUAGCACUCCUCAAUUGGGAGCAGUUGGCAGCCCAUUCGAUGUCCAGUAUUCCCAACUCUUACCUCAAUUGGGCAGCACCUAACGCUAGAAAACUUGGCGUCCGCUUUGCUGAAACGCUCGGGAACCUUUCGGCUGUCGGCGUUGACUUAACCAGGCUGUAUUUAAUUGGACAUUCUCUGGGAGCACACGUCUUUGGAAUUGCGGGAAACAAUUUAAGACUUAAUGGAAUUCUUUUGCCCUGGAUUAUAGGACUAGAUCCAGCGGCCAUAGGAUUUGAAAAUAAACCCCCAGUUUUACGACUGAAUCCGGGGUCUGCUGAACUAGUUACUGUCAUUCAUUCGGAUCCAAGUAAAUAUGGUUGUAAAGUAUCACUUGGUACUGUUGACUUUUGGCCCAAUUUCAAAGUAUUGGGACCAGUGGUACAGCCUGGGUGUCAAAAUGGACCGGCGCCCAUGCUCUCCGGAGAAGAUCUUUGUAAUCAUCACAGAAGCUGGCAGUUAUUGAUAGACUCUAUAAAACAUCCGGGGACAAUAAUAGGGUCGCGAGCGAGAAACUAUAAGAUUUGGAAACGGUACACUAAUGAUCAGCGCCUUGCAACGACUUUAUCCCUUGAAACAUUUAAAAAGGAUGUGGAACCCGGAAAUUAUUACUUCGUCACGAAUUCCAAAGCGCCGUACGGUUUAGGCGUGGAUGGAUUAUGAUUUGAUAUAUUUUAUUUUAUUUAUUCGAUUGUUAUUAUUAUUGUUGAAUAAAAGUUUUAAAAAC
Molecule: messenger RNA, 1039 nt
Organism: Zerene cesonia (dogface butterfly)
Lineage: Eukaryota; Metazoa; Arthropoda; Insecta; Lepidoptera; Pieridae
Product: phospholipase A1-like
Exons: 8
Coding region: 1-975 (324 amino acids)
Molecular function (GO): lipase activity
Source: RefSeq, a predicted model, not a curated record